GUCAGCCAUUUCAGACCGGGGAAGAAACAGUUGUUCUUGCUUCAACAGUGUUUGAACGGAACUUCUACACUCGUCCCUCCUCCUCCUUCUUCUUUCCCUCCACACCAUCUACUUUAAGCUAGUCGCGACGAAAGUCCUAUAUUUUUCUACUCGAACACUAACGACGAAACCGCCGCAGAGCUCUAUUUUUGUACCGUUUUUGCUAAGAAAAAGCAGGGGAGAAGAAAACCCACACACCGGCCAAAAUGGAGUCCCAAGUGCGUCAGAACUACAACCGCGACUGUGAGGCCGCCGUCAACCGGAUGGUAAACAUGGAGCUGUUCGCCUCCUACACCUACACUUCGAUGGCUUUUUACUUCUCCCGUGACGAUGUGGCCCUUCCAGGCUUCUCCCAUUUCUUCAAGGAGAACAGUGAGGAAGAGCGCGAGCAUGCCGACAAGCUGCUGUCCUUCCAGAACAACAGGGGAGGGCGCAUCUUCCUCCAGGACGUCAAGAAACCGGAAAAAGACGAGUGGGGCAGCGGGCUGGAGGCCAUGCAGUGCGCUCUGCAGCUGGAGAAGAACGUCAACCAGGCCCUGCUGGAUCUGCACAAGCUGGCCUCGGACCACGUAGACCCGCAUAUGUGUGACUUCCUGGAGACCCACUACCUGAAUGAGCAGGUGGAGGCCAUCAAGAAGCUGGGCGACUACAUCUCCAACCUCACCCGCAUGGAUGCCAAAAACAACAAGAUGGCCGAGUACCUGUUUGACAAGCACUCCCUUGGGGGCAAAAGCUAAACACGCAAGCCUCAGGGUUUGGCCCGAGUGAGAGUAUUAACAGGGCCUUUGAAUAAACGCACCCGUCUGCUCCAACUGUUAAUUGUCAUAAUGGAAGGAUGAAUGUUGGGUUGGCUUUGCCCUCAUUACCUAUAAGCCUCCUCGUGGCAUUUUUAACACUCCCUGAUCUGUCUAUCUGAAUAAACCUUUUGAGCUGGAA
Scophthalmus maximus (turbot) is the source of this 975-nucleotide messenger RNA. RefSeq names its product ferritin, middle subunit. The transcript is spliced from 4 exons. Lineage: Eukaryota; Metazoa; Chordata; Actinopteri; Pleuronectiformes; Scophthalmidae. Bases 246 to 776 code for a protein of 176 amino acids. Gene Ontology annotation, molecular function: ferrous iron binding; ferric iron binding. Gene Ontology annotation, biological process: intracellular iron ion homeostasis; iron ion transport. Gene Ontology annotation, cellular component: cytoplasm. The record is from RefSeq and is a predicted model, not a curated record.